Molecule: messenger RNA, 275 nt
Organism: Struthio camelus australis
Lineage: Eukaryota; Metazoa; Chordata; Aves; Struthioniformes; Struthionidae
Source: RefSeq, a predicted model, not a curated record
AUUAACUUUAUUGCUUGUUAGGACAAGUGACCAUGGCAGGCCAUGACUCAGGAUCUCAACACCAGUUCACUGGAUUUCAGAAAUACUUCAAUUCCUAUACCAUCACAGGCAGGAGGAAUUAUGUAAUAGCGACGUAUACAAGCAUUGCAAUGCUCAUCUUAUACUUCAAGCUUAGGCCUAAAAAGAAAACUCCUGCUGUGGCAGAAAAGUAAAUGGUUGCUGGCAUGGCUGAACCUCCCAUCAUUGUAACAGAAGUUGAUGUCCUGUUAUGGCUA